Messenger RNA from Saccharomyces eubayanus, 1332 nucleotides. RefSeq names its product dioxygenase BNA2 (gene BNA2). Gene Ontology annotation, biological process: 'de novo' NAD+ biosynthetic process from L-tryptophan. The coding region runs from base 1 to 1332 and encodes 443 amino acids. The record is from RefSeq and is a predicted model, not a curated record. Lineage: Eukaryota; Fungi; Ascomycota; Saccharomycetes; Saccharomycetales; Saccharomycetaceae. The transcript has a single exon. Gene Ontology annotation, molecular function: metal ion binding; indoleamine 2,3-dioxygenase activity; heme binding. Gene Ontology annotation, cellular component: cytoplasm.
AUGUCGCUAUCGCACAGAACAAAGAUGAUACCGCUGCCAGUACUAGAAGAAUAUUGUAUUUCGCCAGACCAUGGGUUUUUGGACGGCCGGUUGCCCUUGACUAGGCUGACCAGCAAGAAAUACACGAGGUGGGAGGAUAUCGUGGCACAGCUGCCUUCUCUUUUGCAGGAUGGCAGCCAGGUGCGGAGUGCUAUCGACGAGCUGGAGGUGUUGGCGCUGGACGAGAGCAUAUUGGGCGAUGUCAGGGAGCUCAGAAGGGCCUAUUCUGUGCUCGGGUUCAUGGCACACGCAUACGUUUGGGCGACGGGGAGGCCUCGGGACGUGCUGCCCGAGUGUGUUGCAGGACCGUUGUUGCAUGCAGCAGAUAUCUUGGGGGUGCCUCCGCUCGCCACGUAUUCUUCGUUGGUGUUGUGGAACUUCAAGGUCGCAGACGUGUGCGAGCAGCCGGAAUCCGGGUGUUUGGACUUGGAGAACAUCACCACCAUAAACACCUUCACGGGGACCGUGGACGAGAGCUGGUUUUAUCUGGUGAGCGUGCGGUUUGAAAAAAUCGGUAGUUCUUGUUUGAACCACGGUUUGCAGAUAUUAAGAGCCAUAAGAGACGGUGAUGACAAGGCCGUGACAGACGGGCUGAAUAAGUUGGCUGCAGCCAUUGAGAGGUUAUCGCGGGCGCUGAUGGAAAUGGAGACCAAGUGUGAGCCCAGCGUGUUUUAUUUCAAGAUAAGGCCUUUUUUGGCCGGAUGGACUAACAUGUCGCAUCUGGGGCUGCCACAAGGCGUCAAGUAUGGGGCGGAAGGCCAGUACCAGAUCUUUUCUGGAGGGUCCAACGCCCAGAGCUCGUUGAUCCAGACGCUGGACAUCUUGCUGGGUGUGAAGCAUUCUGCCAACGCUGCGCAUUCCUCCAAGGCCAACCAGAAGGUUAAUUAUUUGGAUGAAAUGAAAAAAUACAUGCCAAGACAGCAUCGUGAGUUUCUUUACCACCUAGCGUCCGUGUGCAACAUCAGCGAGUACGUCUCCGCUAACGCUUCCAAUGAGCCAUUGCAAAAGGCGUACGGCCAUUGCAUUGCGAUGCUGCAAAGGUUCAGAGACAACCAUAUCCAAAUAGUCACCAAGUACAUCAUCUUGCCCUCCAAUUCGAAGCAAGAGAAUUCCAACAAAAAGGGGGUGUUGAGUCCAAUCGAGCCCAACACCAAGGCAGCGGACUCCUCGGGACCCAAAACCGCCUCAUGCAAGACUAUCGGAACUGGUGGUACGAAACUAAUGCCCUUUUUGAAGCAGUGCAGAGACGAAACUAUCGCCACUGGUGAAGCUAAAAAAGAGAACAAAAAUUGA